CGGAGGCAUAGCGCACUCACAGGCGUGUCAAAGCGGGAGCAGUACGCGUUAUCUUUAGUAGCCUAUAUCUUCUCAUUAUAUAUAAACUGCGAAAGAAAAAUAAGGAAUACCAAGGUUGCGGUCAAAGUUUGCAUUGCUUUUCAAGCUCGUGAACGGAACUCUGUGUUCAACCCGUUUCCGCGACCAGACCAGAAAAAUGGCUCUCUUCACACUUCCAACCGCCUGCGAGGUGUUUCUAAGAGUGAUAGAUGCACCCACAGGUGAGCUGUGAUCUCAGCUGUACUCUCACACAUCAGCACAUCUCAGCAGAAGGUGGAUGCUGUCAUGCCAUUUGGGUGCCUUGCCCUGCGAGAUGGGCGGACGUACCACAGCCUAUCAGACAUCACAGACAAAUAUGAGAUUGGACAGGUCCUAAAGGCGAAGGAGUUCUGCGAGCUAUGUCUAAUGAAAGACCGCCAGACGGACAAGGUUUAUGUGUGCAAGAAAUUCCUCAAGAAGGAUGGCAGGAAAGUACGGAAGGCUGCCAAGAACGAGAUCAUGAUCCUGAAAAUGAUCAACCACCCAAACAUCCUGAAGUUGAUCGAUGCGUUUGAAACCAGGAAAGAGUUCUACAUCAUCCAAGAGCUGGCCACAGGUGGAGAUGUAUUUGAUUGGAUCCUGGACCAGGGGAAUUACACAGAGCGAGAUGCUGCCAGCGUAAUUCGGCAGGUCCUAGAGGCAGUGGCUUACCUUCACUCCCUCAACAUAGUGCACAGGAACUUAAAACUGGAGAACCUGAUGUAUUACACAGAGAAUAACCACAACAAAGUGGUGCUGCGGGACUUCUACCUGUCCAGAUUCGAGAACGGCUCCAUCACUGAACCCUGUGGAACACCAGAGUACCUGGCCCCAGAGGUGGUGGCCCGGCAUCGGUACGGAAGACCAGUAGACUGCUGGGCUGUUGGGGUCAUCAUGUAUAUGCUGCUGUCAGGAAACCCUCCUUUCUACGAUGAGACGGAAGAGGAGAACUCCGACAUGCACAACCGUAUCAUCUUCUGCCGGAUUGUGGCGGGAGACUUUGAGUUUGACUCUCCCUACUGGGACGACAUAUCACCUGCUGCUAAAGAGCUGGUGUGCAAACUGAUGGAGGUCGACCAGAUGAUACGAAUCACAGCGCAGGAAGCUCUGUGGCAUGAAUGGAUUGCGGGGAACGCCGCCUCGGAAAAGAACCUGAAGGACGGCGUGUGCGCUCAGUUCGAAAAGAACUUUGCGAAGGCCAAGUGGAGGAAAGCAAUCAGAGUCACAACGUUCAUGCAGCGUCUUCGUGCCUCAGAGCUAGCGUCUGCGCAAGGGGCAACGGAGAGCCAAAGGGAGGGGGGACGAGCCGGAGCAGGGAGCAAGGGCCCCCCCACUGACUCCGCAGGCGUGUCUUGUGUGGUGACAGCCCAAAACGGACCACCCGGGGAACGAGAGGGGAAGCAGCCACAACAGGAGAAAGAAAGUACUGCUGCCCCUCCGCUCACAGAAACAGCAAAGCCCCUUGCUCAAACCCACUCCUCAACUCAAACGCAAGAGGAGGAGCGUUGCAAGAGUGAGGAGAAGCAAGGGACUGGGGUUGGCUCUUGCAAAAAGGCAGCCAUUUUAGGCCAAGACAAACAGGUGAGCCAGAGAGCCCCCUCAGCGGAGCCCACCAAGCCCUCUGGUUGCCAAGGGGACAAAUUCACCUCAGAGAACGAGAUCUCUGUUACGGCCAACGCAGACAAGAAAGUGUCAGCUUCUGUUGAAACUCCAAACCGCCGCAAGAUGGCCGCCAACCUCUCUCUGGAUCGUAAUUUAGGGGCCGGUGAUAGGAUUAGCAAUCUGUCUGCUGACAGGGAACAGCCAGGAAAGGUAGGGGAGAAAGCAGAAGGGACACGAAAGCAGGAAAUGUCUCCUGGAAGUUGGUGUCAGACCCAGCUUCCAGAGGCAGUAGCCGAGAGGCAGGCAGGAGCCGGUACGGUAGCUGAGGUCAGUCCAAAGAGCCGGGAUAAGGAAGCAGGGAGAACAGACAGGGCUAGUCAAUCAGGAAAACAGUCCUGUCCUGCCGCAGCAGUAGGCUCUUUAAGCAUGGGCCCGAACAAGGCUGUGAACGUGGACGAACAGAGAGAGCUAAGCCCCGGUGCCUCUUACGCGAGUCCGUACUGCCCAGCCUACUCUGUUAGCGGUGGCACAGUGUUCAGUGCUCUUGAGCAAGGAGGAAGGGCCAGUGCAGACUGGCAAAUGGACAGUGUGAUUGAACAAAUCGAGAAGCAAAUGGCAGCUGUGCUCGAAAAGAUCGAAGGGGACAUGCCCUCGUUGUUGGGGCAGGUCAACGAGUGUCCGGAGACCCUGCCAAGGGCAAAAAGUGCACACUCGUCUCCCUCAUGCUGCCCUCGCUCUUACCACCACCAUUCCACCCCACCACCUCUUCCCACAACCCCACGGCCAGCCAUGCCCUCUCUACCACACUUAACUAUUCCCCCGCCCUCCUACCCACCCCCGUCCCCACCUACCCAUAUCCAGGUUCAUAACCAACCAAGCAGUGAUCAGGAUGAGAGAGAUGGGCAAAGGGGCGUUGGGAGAUCGAGCCAGUCACCAAGGGGACGGUCGUCAGGGAAAGAUCUGUGAACCUUACGUGAUCGCGAGGAUAGGUUGCAGUAAAUCAACUGUGAGAAGAAAAAAAAAAAAGAAAUCUCAAAAUAGCAGCUAAGUUUUGAUUUAUUUAUUUUUCUUGCAAAUUCAAAUUAUAGAGUAGCUGUUUUCUUUGCAUUUUGUUGAGCAGAGUCAUGACCAGCUGUGUUUGUGAGGAAGGCCGCUGCUAACAGAAAGGAACAAUUACAUGUUUGAGGCUUUGGGGACUGUUACAACGACAAAAUUACAGUGCAACAUUCCUGUGUGUGCAUGUUCAAACACUGGCUUGUGUACACCACAUAAUGGACCCUGUGAUGAUGUCACAACCUAAAAAGCUGUAAAUACUUCUAUUUAAACAGUAUAAUCUGGUAGCAAAUGCUGAUAUUUUACAUGAAUUAUUUUAUAAUCGUAAUCCAAUAAUCUGUCCAAGCACAGAAGAAAGGGUCUUGAUCUUAUGGAUGCAAUACCCCUAUACUAUAGUGUAACCUAGUAUAAAGUUCACCCUGAAAACAAAAUGCAAAAACAUGGGCAUAUAUCCUUCUUAAUGUAUUUAUAUUUAAUCAUGAUUUAAUUGCAUUGGAUAAUUCAUCUAUCAUGGAUUUUGUUCCAAAGACUUUGAGGUUUAGCCAGCUGGCUUGUGUAAUUGUACAAGUUGCAAAACCUACUGUCAUUUUACAUCAACAUUUUGCCAAUAAAGUACACCACGCGGGGGCGCCACAGACUGUGUAAGAAAAAUGUGCUUCUGUCGAGCAAGGAUUCAAGAAUUCAUGUUUGCAAUAUCCAUUUAAAUACCUGUCCACUUCUUGUGUUUGUAGUUACGCGACACGGACCUCUAUUGCAUGUCUUUUUACUCUUACUCUUUUACUCGUAAUACCUUAAAAUAUGUUCGUCCAAAUAAUUGGCUUAUUCAGCCUGCCUUUGCUUUGCCGUGGUGCAUGUCCAUCCUACAUGUUUGGUUAGUCUUUUCUCUCUCUCCCUUUUGUUUUUAUAAAUAUUACUAAAUGUAUUUAAUGUAUAGAUAUUUAUUACUAUUUCCCAAGGUGGAAUUUCUAAAUGUAACUGCCUCGCUUUUGUGCUGUGUAACUUCAGCUUCUUUUAAAAAUAUUUUUGUCUUAGUGAUGUGAAUAGGAUAUUCUUUGAAGCUACUUUUGCACUACCUGCCAAAAUUUCAAUAAAAAUUAGACUAUAUCACAA
Molecule: messenger RNA, 3822 nt
Organism: Electrophorus electricus (electric eel)
Lineage: Eukaryota; Metazoa; Chordata; Actinopteri; Gymnotiformes; Gymnotidae
Gene: camkvl
Product: CaM kinase-like vesicle-associated, like
Biological process (GO): protein phosphorylation
Molecular function (GO): ATP binding; protein kinase activity
Source: RefSeq, a predicted model, not a curated record